AUGAGUAUCAUUGAUCAUGUUGUUAACGACUGGAAUAGUUGUAAUGGGAAGUCGAGUUCUACCACCAGUCUAACAGAAGAGUCGGCCAUUUCGAAAUCAUACGACAACUUACCAAGGUUCACGAACUUGUCAGUUUUCCAUGUAAAUCUGGGCAAUUAUGCCAUGGCAAGUGCUUCUAGUUCUGAUAUAGACCUUGAAAGUUGUGAGUCCAGUAAAAAAUCAACUAGUGGUACACCAGUCAUUGUGGAUAACGAGUUCUACAUCAAGUCGUUCAAUAGUAAACUUAGUCCUGUGUCUGAUCAUCCUAACAUUUUUCGGAUCCAAAACAUCGAUGAUUUUCUAGAACUCAUUCAAUUUUACUAUGCCAGCAAAUUAUUACCUUCUGAGAAGUGUUUUCCUUAUUUUCAUGGAUUGAAUAGUAUUAGACAACGAAUCUUUUUUUGUGGGAAUCUGAACAUUGAAAGCCAUGACUCCUUGGCACUCCAAAACAACGUUGUGUUACCUGAUCUGUUAAGAGAACAUUUCCACUUAAUGUUCAUUAACUCAAAAGAAUCAGGUCGUCAGCUAAACAAUCUGUGUCAUUUAAGUGAUUUGCUUACACCCAAGGAAGAGAUGAUUAAUUUUAAUGCACCACAAGAACAUGCUGAGUUUAUUCAAUACAAAGAAUUUAACCAUGUUAAUGAAUUUUCCCCGGUCCUAAAUGAAUUGAACAAUCGUAACUUUUCUCUGCAAAUGAAACUAAUGGCACCAUUGUCUAACUUUCUAAUUUACAAUGAUUCAAUGGACUUUUCAAUAAACUUGAACUCGGCAUUAACCGUAAAUGAAUUGACAACCGAUAAAUUUAUUUAUAUUGUUGACGUACCAUUACAGGACUGGAACCUGGUGGAUCCCAGCUAUUUCACUGAUUUGCAUGAAGAUGAUUUAUUUCGCAAGGAGCAGAAUAUGCUUUUCAAGUUGAAUUCUAUGAAAUCCCCAUUUCCCAAUGUUUUUACAGGUACAAUAGAGGAUUUUCAAACUUUGUACUCUACUGAUCAUGGUUUUAAAAUAUUAAUUCACUGUCAUAAAGAUGCAGAGUUUCCUAAAUUGUCUGAGUUGCAGAAGUUUCUAGACAAUACUAAGCACGAUGUACCUUUAUUCUUGGAAUUCCCGUCUUCUGGCUCAUUACAUUCGUCAUCAAUAACAUUUAAUCAAACUUUAUGUUACCUAAACAUUUUGAAAUUGAUACAUCAUUAUGUUAGGAUUCAUGACGAAAAUGUCUUUAUUUUCUCUGGUGACGGAUUUACAGAAUUAUCGAUGUUAACCUUAUCACUAGGUUGUCUUUGGGACGUCGAUAAGAAAUGUGGGUUAAUUGAGGAAGUCAUAUUAGCAAUGUUGGGUAGUGAUAGAGAUUUACGUCUUUAUUUUUUUAAAAAUGACUUGGUAUUUCUAAAAAAAAUCGAAAGAAUAAUUAAUUGGAUUAAAUUAUUGAAAUUAAAUGAUCGAGAUCUUAUCAUUGAUUUGGAUUAUGAAGAGAUUAAUGUUUAUUACAAUUUAAGUGUUCAGAAGAUUACUCCGCUACUUUACGAUUGGUUUAACUUUGAGGAAGACAACAACUUCCCAUCAAAAAUUUUACCCAAUUUAUACCUUGGUUCGCUAAAGCAUGCUUCAUCAUACAUCGUAACUGAGUGUUUAAAAAUUUCCAAGAUUAUAUGUGUUGGUGAAAGACCACUUUGGUUCAGUCAAUUAAAUAUUAUUUUUGAGCAUGAAAUGAAUGAAAUUGAUCCCACUAACAAAGAAGUUAUAAAGCCUAUUUAUUCUUUUAAUCAUGAUCUUACAAAGGUUUAUGAAGUUUCCAAUAUUAAUCUAAAGAGAUAUCCUACAAUUAAACUGAUCAUUUUUAUAUACAAUUUGAAAGAUGAUGGUAGAGAUUCGAUGUUACCUUUGCUUACAGAUUGUCCUCCUGAAGUCCAAUCGAAAAUCUUAAUUAAUCCCGAGAAUUUACAUGAAAAUACUUUGAUUCACUGUAGAAUUGGUGUUUCUAGGUCGGCAACGUUGGCCAUAGCUCUGGUUAUGAAAUUUGGGAGCAUGUCGUUAAUAGAUGCCUACAUGUUUGUAAGAGUCCGAAGGUUUAACAUUAUUAUCCAACCUAAUUUAAGGCUUUUCUACGAAUUAUUUUGCUUCGAAGAGUAUUUAAAUCAGGGCCAUAGGACGUACUCUUGGUGGAGUUUAUGUCACGACAUUUCCAAACUCAAUAGGCAUUAUUUCAAUUAA
Molecule: messenger RNA, 2250 nt
Organism: Debaryomyces hansenii CBS767
Lineage: Eukaryota; Fungi; Ascomycota; Pichiomycetes; Serinales; Debaryomycetaceae
Gene: PPS1
Product: Pps1p
Exons: 1
Coding region: 1-2250 (749 amino acids)
Biological process (GO): nuclear DNA replication; protein dephosphorylation
Molecular function (GO): protein tyrosine/serine/threonine phosphatase activity
Source: RefSeq, a predicted model, not a curated record